Messenger RNA from Vanessa atalanta (red admiral), 4798 nucleotides. RefSeq names its product 3-hydroxy-3-methylglutaryl-coenzyme A reductase (gene Hmgcr). The coding region runs from base 199 to 2706 and encodes 835 amino acids. The transcript has 2 exons. Gene Ontology annotation, cellular component: peroxisomal membrane; endoplasmic reticulum membrane. Gene Ontology annotation, biological process: sterol biosynthetic process; coenzyme A metabolic process; isoprenoid biosynthetic process. NCBI's taxonomy places the organism in Eukaryota, Metazoa, Arthropoda, Insecta, Lepidoptera, Nymphalidae. The record is from RefSeq and is a predicted model, not a curated record. Gene Ontology annotation, molecular function: protein binding; hydroxymethylglutaryl-CoA reductase (NADPH) activity.
ACGUCACUUCACAUCAAAAAUGUCGAAAAGUGUGUCAAAGCAAUUUCAUUUCACAAUUUACGAAUAUUGAAGCGUUACUUCGCUCGCGAAAUAAAACGUUCGCGUUCAAGAAUCGAGUGCUUUUAUAAAUUUCCAUCAAACACUUUGGAAGUAAAUUGAAUACCUGGUAUCAGCUGUGUGGCAGCUUAAUCAGCUAUAAUGAAGGUGUGGGGUGCUCAUGGCGAAUUUUGCGCCAGACAUCAAUGGGAGGUAAUCGUAGCCACUUUGGCUCUAUUGGCCUGUGCUGCUAGUGUGGAACGACAUGGCACAGGAACUCGAGCCGAACGAUGCGCAGGCUGGGCUAGAGCUUGUCCUGGACUUGAAGCGGAGUACCAAGCAGCUGAUGCUGUCAUUAUGACCUUCGUACGUUGUGCGGCUCUGCUCUACGCCUAUUACCAAGUUUCAAAUCUCCAGAAAAUUGCUUCAAAAUACCUUCUCAUCAUUGCUGGUGUUUUCUCAACCUUUGCAAGUUUUAUUUUCACAUCAGCCCUUGCUAGUUUGUUCUGGAGUGAACUAGCCAGUAUAAAAGAUGCCCCGUUUUUAUUUUUACUGGUCGCUGAUGUUGCCAGAGGAGCGAGAAUGGCGAAAGCCGGUUGGAGUGCCGGUGAAGAUCAAGGCAAGAGGGUAGGGAAAGCUCUUUCACUACUCGGGCCGACAGCGACGUUAGAUACACUUCUAGCGGUCCUCCUCGUCGGUGUUGGUGGUUUAUCUGGCGUCCCUAGAUUGGAACAUAUGUGUACAUUCGCCUGCUUGGCGUUAUUAGUAGACUAUUUGGUGUUUGUUACAUUUUAUCCAGCUUGUUUAUCACUGGUAGCAGAUUUCGCUUCUGGGAGAAAAGAAAUGGGAACAGACGGUCCGUUUUCUGAAACUGAUUUAAAACCGAACCCAGUUGUGCAAAGAGUUAAAAUGAUAAUGGCUGCUGGGCUACUUUGUGUCCACUUAACUAGCAGGUGGCCCUGGACUAGAGAGAACGGAAUGAUAGAAGGAUCUUUGACUAACGAUUUUAAGUCUGGAUCUCACGAGAAUGUUCUAUUCCACUCCUAUGUCAAAUGGUUUUCGGUGAGCGCCGACUACAUAGUUAUAGCGACCUUGCUAUGCGCCUUAAUUAUCAAAUUCAUCUUUUUUGAGGAACAAAAGAAUUGGAUUAUUGAUAUGAAUGAUUUAACGGUUAAAGAAGUUGUAAAACGCAACACUAAACCGAAAUUUUCGGUUGGUGAAGAUGUCAAGUCUGACAUGCAUACACAAACAGAUGACUUGCUCAAUUGUGAAGAAUCGGAAUGGCCCCUACUGUCGCCUAGCUCUUCAGCCGCUAGGCUUAAUUCUAAAAAGCGCCCAAUGGCUGAAUGCUUAGAGAUAUAUCGGUCAGAAGGAGUCUGUACUUCUCUUAGCGACGAAGAGGUUGUAAUGCUCGUUGAACAGUCUCAUAUACCUUUACAUAGACUUGAAAAUGUGUUAAACGAUCCUCUACGAGGCGUCAGAUUACGAAGGAGAGUUAUAUCCUCGAGAUUCCAAACAGAAGCAGGCAUAAAACAACUGCCGUACCUAAAUUAUGAUUACAGUAAAGUUUUGAAUGCUUGCUGCGAAAACGUUAUAGGAUACGUCGGUAUCCCGGUUGGAUACGCUGGUCCGUUAGUUGUCGACGGUAAAGCGUAUAUGAUCCCAAUGGCUACAACUGAGGGCGCUUUAGUUGCGUCCACCAACAGAGGUGCAAAAGCCAUUGGUACAAGAGGUGUCACUAGUGUUGUUGAAGAUGUCGGUAUGACGAGAGCGCCGGCUGUGAAACUGCCCAACGUCGUACGUGCACAUGAAUGCCGUCAAUGGUUGGAUAAUAAAGAUAACUACGCGAUAAUAAAAGAAGCAUUUGACUCGACGUCAAGAUUUGCUCGUCUUCAAGAAGUUCACGUAGGUGUUGAUGGAGCAACCCUGUAUUUAAGAUUCAGAGCCACUACUGGUGAUGCUAUGGGUAUGAAUAUGGUAUCCAAGGGUGCGGAAAAUGCACUGAAGUUACUCAAAAACUUCUUCCCUGAUAUGGAAGUGAUCAGUCUUUCUGGUAACUAUUGUUCUGAUAAGAAAGCAGCCUCUAUUAACUGGGUUAAAGGUAGAGGCAAAAGAGUUGUUUGCGAAACUACAAUCUCAGCUGAAAACUUAAAAAAUAUAUUUAAAACUGAUGCUAAAACAAUGACUCGAUGCAACAAAAUAAAAAAUCUCUCUGGAUCGGCGUUAGCGGGCUCCAUUGGUGGGAAUAAUGCCCACGCAGCGAAUAUGGUGACGGCCAUCUUUAUAGCAACAGGACAAGAUCCGGCUCAAAACGUAACUAGCAGCAACUGUUCAACCAAUAUGGAAGUCUGUGGUGAAAAUAGAGAUGAUCUCUACAUAACAUGUACUAUGCCGUCGCUGGAAGUCGGUACAGUUGGUGGUGGUACGGUUUUGACGGGACAAGGAGCGUGCUUACAAAUUCUCGGCGUUAAAGGAGCUGGUGUACGUCCUGCUGAGAAUUCAGCCAGAUUAGCUUCUCUCAUAUGCGCUACCGUUUUGGCUGGAGAAUUAAGCUUGAUGGCUGCCCUAGUCAAUUCCGACUUAGUUAAAUCACAUAUGCGUCACAACAGAUCAACAGCGAAUGUUGCAAACGUGGCUAAUGAUAUGACUUUAAAGGUACCGAAGUUAUAACAGUGGUUACGUACACCAAGAUAUUGAAGAUAGAGGAGAAUAGCUUUCAUCGAGAAUGAGGUAAAUGAUUUAGUAAUUACUAAUAUCGGAAAAUUACCAAAAACCGUACACUGCCUUCUUUACAACGAUUACUUGGAUUAUCGAACUAAUAGUUCAUAAUGUGUGUUAAUUUAUUAAAAUAUGUGUCGUAUUACAAUGAAUAUCAUAAAAUAAUAUAACAUCCAGUGUGCACGAGGCUAAAAUAAAAUUACGGACUCAGAACUCUUCCCUGUGGAAACCCCGGUGAUAUAAACAUAAACUCUGUAAAUAAAACUUCUUCCUAUUUAUAACUUCGUUACGAAAUCAAUAUAUUAUUGUAAGUAUAAAUGAGUUUAAUAAAGUAUCGUAAAUUAUUAUAAACGAGGUAUGAUAAAGUCAAAUGCAUGUUUAAAAUCUGAAUACAAGGAUGAAACUUGCUGUGAAAUUGGAAGUUACUUUUUAAAUAAAGUUUAUUUAACUAGUUAUAACAACUGUACGCAUUAUUGUAUAAGAUAUUAAAAUGUACAUUCGUGUGCAAACAGUUUCGUAAUGUUUACAUUAUAGACAAUGUUUACAUAAAUAACAUGCGAAGAAUAUAAAUGAUCUUGUAUUACAAAAAGUAAUAUUGAUUUGAAAAUGUCAAGGAUAUUGACGGGGUUGUUGAAUAUAGUUACGACCUUCAUGUGACACUUAUGAAGAUUAUUCAUUCAAUCAAAAGUAAACUGAAUUGAAUUCAUAAAUAUAAAAGAUUUCACAGGUCGUGUUUAUAAAAUUAACGCAGUUCACGACGGAGAUUUGUUUAAUCUUCAAAUAAAGUAGAUUGUAAUUUCUGUUUAAAGUUACAAUCAAUACAAUCGAAACUCCAUCAUCAUUAUUGAAUUUAUUGCCAGUUAAUACGCUCAAUAUUUCCGAAUUGGAGGAAAAGUUACUCCUCUAUUUCAUCUUUGCAAAAGCAAAACACUUUAUGUCCUAAACAAGUAAUACUUAUAUUUAUUACAUAAAUACAUUUUAUCUAUAGACAUAAAACUAUAAAUAGCUGGUGUAUUUACCCGUUUAGUACAUUCGCUGCACAUUGGCACUUACAAGUUUUAAACCCAUAGAUCAUCAAUGCUCCAAAAAUUUUGGGAUUUAAGAUGCCUCAUGUCAUUGACACUGUCCAAAUUAUCUUUAAAAAACCUAUACUAUUUAUUGACACUUGAUGGUAGAAUAUAUAAUCGUACCUAAGCAGACGGGUUAAAACAACAACCAAGAAAGACGUAUAUUUUAAAUCAUUAAAAGAAAAUUAAAACUCACUGGCUGUUAAUGAGUUCGUGACGAUUUGAGCUAGCGUGUUAACUUAACAAGCGAUAUGUCGUCAUAUGAGCCUUGGGUCUCAUUUUGUGAACGUUAAGCAAACGUAAAAAUAACCUUAAACUUAAUUCGCUUGAGAUUUAUCAUCAGAAUCGCCAUUCAAUUUUAUAAUGAAGAUUUUAUUCAAAAAUAUCACACAGUUAUUAAAAAAUAGCUGAACGAGGCUUCACGGGCGACAAAUUCGUGUAAUACACGCAUACUUGACAUUACAAAUAACAUUUAGACAGAUAUCCCAUUGUUACGAAAUAAAAUGAAAGUAUUAUCAAAAUCGGUUCAGUAGUUUCAAAGUUUAUCGAUUAAAACAAACGAAUUUUCCUAUAAUCUUCAUAAUUAGUAAAGACUAUCUCUACAUAGUAUAAAACCAAGUCGCUUCCUCACGUCUGUAUGUUUAGAUAUUUUAAGCUACGCAACGGAUCUUAAAGCGGGUUCAACUGCGAACAGAGAGAUUCAAGAGGAAGGUUAUAAUAGAGAAAAGUCGAGAAUUUCAACUUGAAUCUAAAAGUACUAUACCCUUAUCGUACUCGAGUGAAACCGGGCAGGGAAGCUAGUGUAAGAUAUAUUAAAAUUAAAUCAUAACAACGAGACAGAGAGAAAUUUCUACAGUAAAUAAUAUUUAAGUAACCAUUAUUAGCACAUACGUGCCAAAAAUGAAUCUAUAUGCUUAGUCACAGUUCAAGAUUUGCACAAAAUUUACAUCACCAAUUCUUGGGACUUGCGCGUACAA